AUAAAUUCUCUCCCAAUGAUAAAUUAUCCAAUGAUGAAUUUGAGGAUGAUGGAGUCCAUGUUAAUUACAAGAUCGAUGAGAUUAAUAGUGAUGAUAGUGAAGAAUUUCCCAACAGCCUAUUAGAUAGAUAUGAUACGAAAGAUGGUAAAAGGGAUUUAAUUAGACAUUUAAUCAAUAACAUUUAG
Messenger RNA from Funneliformis caledonium, 185 nucleotides. The record is from the annotation of a GenBank genome assembly. NCBI's taxonomy places the organism in Eukaryota, Fungi, Glomeromycota, Glomeromycetes, Glomerales, Glomeraceae.